Sander lucioperca (pikeperch) is the source of this 3324-nucleotide messenger RNA. It is a transcript of the gene fgf5, whose product is annotated as fibroblast growth factor 5. NCBI's taxonomy places the organism in Eukaryota, Metazoa, Chordata, Actinopteri, Perciformes, Percidae. The record is from RefSeq and is a predicted model, not a curated record. The transcript has 3 exons. The coding region runs from base 577 to 1260 and encodes 227 amino acids. Gene Ontology annotation, molecular function: fibroblast growth factor receptor binding; growth factor activity. Gene Ontology annotation, biological process: positive regulation of protein phosphorylation; animal organ morphogenesis; positive regulation of gene expression. Gene Ontology annotation, cellular component: cytoplasm.
GACUAAAGCCUAUAAAUACGGCUGCCAGAAUCUCCCAACUCUGCUGCACCACCUGAUGAUCUCUGCUGCCUGAACCCCACCGUCAUCCCUCCUGAGUUUAACGUGUCAUUAUUUCGGUUCAAUUCUUCUUAAAUGGGAAGAAGCGCCGUCAGAAGAGUCGUUUUAUGUCUUUUCAUGUGUGAAUUAUUCGCGCCCUCGAUCUAAUAAUACGAUGUCUACCUGUGCGUAAAAUGCCGCGGUUAGUGCGUCCUGGCGCGGACUGUUCCUUGGAAAAUGUGCGGUGUCAGUCGCGUUUACUUCACGCCCCGCUGCUGUGGAUCGGUGCUGAGCAGGAGUGGCAUCUCGGCGACAAAAUCUGGAUGAAAGAGCGUCCUUUAGAGCUCAGGCAUGCAUCGAGUAGUGAGAUCAUUGGCGUUAUAAAUAUCCCCGUGCCAGCAGAACAACUCCAGCUACUGCAGCCGGGGUAAUGCCCAGGAGCGCUGCAUGCGUGUGUGCGCACGGUUUGUGGUGGCCAAACCUCAGGAGCGACACCAACAAUGCUAGAAGUGGCCUAGCGAGUGUCUGCUUUUUGGAAGAAUGAAUGUUCCUCUUUACCUUCUGACCGUCGCUCACUUGAUUUGCGCCGCCGCCGGAGCAGAGCACAUUUCUUUGGAGCGCCAACUUCUGGAGGAGGGGAUCCGCUCUGGACGCAGGACUUGCAGGCUCUACUGUAGGGUUGGCAUUGGCUUCCAUCUCCAGAUUCAUCCCGACGGCAGAGUCAACGGCAGCCAUGAGCCCAACCAGCUGAGUGUCCUGGAGCUCUUUGCGGUUUCUCAGGGGGUCAUCGGUAUCAAAGGGGUCUACAGUAACAGAUUCCUGGCCAUGAAUAAAAGAGGACGGCUCUACGCCACUGAGUGGUUCACAGAGGACUGUAAGUUCAGGGAACGUUUCCAGGAGAACAGCUACAACACUUACGCCUCAGUAAUCUACAGGAACCACAGGACUGGUCGCGAGUGGUUCGUGGCCCUCAAUAAGAGAGGGAAAGCGAAAAUGGGCUCUAGCCCGCGGGUCAAAUCGCAGCAUGUCUCCACUCACUUCUUGCCCAGAGUCAGCCUGCACGACAACAGCCAGCGAGGCUUCACCAUCACAGACAGGAGCAAAGAGAGGAGGAAACCCCCCCCGCCUCCACCGCCCAAACCUCCUCUGGCGAAGGCAGUCCAUGCAGGAACAGCAGCGAGACGUACGCAAGUCAAGUACUGGCCCAAGUACCGGUUUGGAUAGAUGUCAUAUAGGGUUUGGCUGUAUCUGAAGGAUACAAGGCUCAUAGACGUUGGACAUACAGUAUAAGUGAUCGACGUGCCCAAAAAAACUGACAAUGGUCAUUUAUGACAUUCAAAGCAUUCCGGGUAUCUAUGAAGUGUGUGAAAAACCUCAAAGGGCUGCCAGGUACAACUGUUGAGCUUCUCUCUGCUGGAGCUAUAUGGUCAUAGUUAGGAGUAUCCACUUGAGUUGAUGAUGCUCUGCCCUGUUUUAUGUUAUUGUUUGUGUACAUGGUGAAUUUUGGCAGUGCCCCUGCUUGAGAAAAUGUCCUUUAAAAUCAGAUGCUGUUAAAGCUGAAAUGUAUAUCUUUAUGCAUAUUCUUGGGCAGACGUAUUUUACCUUUUUUUUGUAUAGUACAUCAAAGAUGGAAAAGUCGUCCACAUUGUUUUACUAUCUUGCUAGCUGAGUGAAAAUGUCGUCAACUGACCAUGUAAUGUCCUCCGUUAUUUGUUAGUUGUUAAGGGACUGUACAAAAAUAAUUAUAGUAAUUAUAGACUAGAAAAAUGGUAUGUAUAUUUUUUCUUCUUGCUUAAGUGAGACUUGCCUGAAUUUUAUGGAAUAGCAGGGGAGGGAAUUUUGUUAUUUUUGUCUCACCAUAGAUGUAUAUUCUAUUUACGCAAUUUGUUUGUGAUAUUUAUUUUUUUAAUAUCAAAAUAAUAAUGAAUAAUAAGUAAUGUUGCAAUUUGCAGAAGACAACAAUCAUGUCUUUGCAUCAGGGCUUUAUUUUCCUCAUUAUAAUCAAUAAGAAACUAAUAUAGACACAACUUUCUUUUCUAACUCAGGGGACAGUCUAACGAGAUAUUGAUAUAACUGGGAAUGCGUUUGCAUUUUUAAAAAGUGAAAAGUUUUUGUACAGUCCCGAAAGUAUUGAAAUUAUACUCCAAAUUAUAAUGGGAUGACACACACCUCAAGUUUAACAUUGUUUUAACAUCUGACAAUCCACUCCACCACGCAGAUGACAAAAACAUGAUAAGUAAACAAAAUAUUAGGUUAUGGAUUUCAGCUUUAAACACUGAAAAAUAAUUAAAUUGACACAUGGAAAGCUAUCUCCAACCUGGUUUGAAAAGUGCUUCAAACAUAUCUCCUGCCUAAACAUACACACCGACCAACUGUCCCUUUCCUAACACCAGAUUUGUGAUAAUCAACAUGAAAUCAAGGACUGGUUCUCUGGAGACUCCCCUCCUCCUCCUGGACAGCUGUGAGGGAUCAAGGAGAAAACUGUCCAUCAAAACUAUCAUUUCAGCAACCGGCUGUCCCCCUGAAAAAUCCAGAGUCAUGACCUCACGGCAUUCCCCCCCAGGAGUAGCACGCACCGCUGUCACUGCAGGGAUAAAGAUGCCAAGAAAGAGCAGUCACUUGUUUUGGGGAAGGUUCAAGCUGUAGGUGUAUCGGAUGGCAAACAGCCGUGGAAUGGCCAUGUAGGAACAUACGGACAUCUCUGGGGAGGAAGGCCUGGUUGGGCCUCCCCAAGAGCCUGAACUAUAAAUGAAAUGCUGUCUUUAAUUUAAUUGUUUGGAUUACUUGAGCUUGGGGUGCAUUUUUCAAAGAAAUUCAAAUGGACAAUCUGUCAAACUACUUUGAUCACAUGGUACUGUCAGAACCUGUGCGUUAGGGAAAAUGUUCCAAGUUUUCUAAUAAGCCUGUAACAACAAAGAGUUCAAAAUGUAUUUACAUUGCAAUCAUGAGAAUUGUGAGUAACAAAGGUUGUUUAGGGUUAUGGAUAUGGUGGAUUUUCUUAUAUAUUUAUGCAGUUUUAUGGUACAUUUUUAAACUCAAACUUAUUCAGCAGUGUAACCCAAAGUGUUUUACAGAUGUGGUUAAGAUUGCAAGCAAACAAGCAACUAGAAAGCACCGAGCUGGAGUGGAUCCCAACGGGCGGCAAUAAAGUAGUAUCGGGUUCAGUUUCAGGCCGUAUUGUUGUGUAAAGCUACAUGCUUGAACUGGAGUCAGGUCUGGUCACUUUCAAAUGUAAUUUAUUACAAUAUUUCUGUCUUUCUCUGUCUGACUGUGCUAAUAAUCUGCUCC